AUGGAGACCGGGAAGGACCUCUUUUUGACUGUUGUGUUCGCUGGGACCACGAUUGUGGUGGUCGGCACGGCGAUCAGCAUGUUCCAGAUCGUGUCCGACAUCUCCGACUGGAGGGAGAACAUCGAGUCAGACCUCGUCCAAUUCCGCGAGACGGCCGAUGACGCCUGGGCCAAGAUGAUGCACUCGUCGAAGAAGAACCUGAUGCAGAGUAGUUGCAAGACAUUCUUCCUGCGUGCUGCCACUAGCAAGUAUCCCUUUGUCUGUGAAGCGGAAGCAAAAUGUGUAUACCCUAACGAUCGCUGCAGAGCCUGUCGUUUUCAGCAAUGCUUGGCUGCCGGGUUUCGGCCGGAAAAAGUCGGCCACAGGUCGGAACGUAGAAAGAAGGCCAAAAAUGCAGAAAAUGCCAUCGAGGUGCCAAAAUCUCCAGGAUUGCCUUCGCUAGUUGAGGAUCACCAACGCCUUCCCUCUGUCGUAUUUCCAGCGACUUUUGCGCCUUCAGCCGGGCCAGUAUCUGUAGCUCAAGAAGUGGGAAGAUUAAUGAGAGUGGAGGAAUUCUGUACUGCCGACUACCCCUGGAUUCCACUAAAUCUGGAAUUCGAAUUUAAUCUAUCCACUCCUAUCAGCGAUUUAUUGAGCAACCCGACUCUAGUUUGUCCGAGAGUUCCGAUUGGCCUAAGCCCUUCCGGAAACCCGACCACCUAUACCCCAGAAAUGAGCGGAAGAACGUUUGCCCGUAUGAUGCUGUACUGCUGCGACUUUUUCCGGGCCAUGCCGGAAGUUUGGGAAAUGUUGCCGGAGGAUAGGCACCGGUUCUGCAUGCACUCCGCCUGCCUGUUGAUUCAAAUUCAAAUGGUCUACUCUUCUUACAAAACGAAAUCUGCGGGUUUGCUACGCGGCCUCGGGCAACAUUAUGAGACGAGCGGUUUCUCGCAUAAAGCCCUCGACUACCUCAAACAAACAACAAAUCAAAUGCAUGACGAGUUGUUUCCACUUCUGUACGCUGCCAAACUGACACACGAGGAAUUUCUGAUCUGGCGAAUGAUGGUGAUGCUGAGCCCUGGGCCAAUUGGAAUCUCCGACUCCGCGCUGGCAAUUAUCGCCAGGGGAAGGAAUCGAUACGCUUUUAUGCUGGCCGAGCUCUUGAGAAGCACUGGAACCGAGCUGGAAGCCAUUCAGAAAAUGAUGACGCUUUCUAGGGCCCAUCGGUGGUUGCAGGGCAACGCAAAUCAUGGAGCCGACUUUGGCAUUACUGCAAUCGUUCAGGGAACCGCCGCCGGCGGAUACUACUGCUUCACCGCCGACACCGAGGUUGAGCAUAUGGACGGACGUAUGAUCCGUAUGGAUGAGCUGAAGAAGAACGACAUCAUCAAGACGCUCAACGGGAAGAGGAUUGGCUAUUCGCCAAACGGAAAGGAGGUCAAGCUCACCGGGAAGCACUACAUCUACGCCAGCAAGUGUGGAACUCAAAAUGAACAAGUUCAACUUCCCAGCGGCCCCAUCUUUGCGGAGAUGGUCCAGGAGGGCGACUGCUUAUUCACUGUUGAUGAGGCCGAUAUUACCCAAUCUCGCGUCUCCAAGAUUGAACUUGUCCAUGAGACCGGCAUCUACGCGCCGAUGACGUCGAACGGAAAGUUGAUCGUCAACGGAAUCUACGCCUCUUGCCACAAUGUUGUUCAACACCACGAGGUCCAGCGGACGUUCUUCGACUACUUGACUUCUGCCGGCGACGCCGUCAAGGCGUACUCUGGGGCUGAAGACGUGAACGAGAUCCCGUACGGCAUGGGGCUCCUCGUGCAAAUGAUGGAGUUUGCGCUCCCGAAGGCCGGAUUU
Molecule: messenger RNA, 1830 nt
Organism: Mesorhabditis spiculigera
Lineage: Eukaryota; Metazoa; Nematoda; Chromadorea; Rhabditida; Rhabditidae
Source: the annotation of a GenBank genome assembly